Molecule: messenger RNA, 402 nt
Organism: Symbiodinium sp. CCMP2592
Lineage: Eukaryota; Dinophyceae; Suessiales; Symbiodiniaceae
Source: the annotation of a GenBank genome assembly
AUGGCUCAAGGCUCAGGUAAAGUCUGCCUGUCGUUUGCCAAGAUCUUGUAUUUCCACAGUUCCAGAGCCAUGCUGUUCCGCUUUCUCCUGGUGCUGAUGGGCCUUUGUUCUGCUCUGCGGCAUGUCCAGGUGACCGACGAUGCAGGGGCGGCGAAUGAGUCGCAGAAGUGGGGGUGGCUUGCCGAGAAGUUCCACCCGCACGCUGAGCUCGGGUUCGCCAGAUGCAUGUGUCAGAAGGACAUUUCCACUUAUGAGCAUGAGCAAAAAGAGUACUUCGGGGGCUACGACCGCAUGCAGAAAUGCGAAGCCGCAUGCCCUAAACUUGGUUGGGUCUGCUACUGCGAGUUAGACGGUCCCAGUUUCUUGCAGCAUAGCAGAAACGAUUACGACGAAGAAUGGUAG